GUGAGUCUCCUGACUCAUCUGUGCCCUUUUACUCACCUGGCUUCCUCCUCCUCCUGAGUCAGAUGAGUCAGGUGAACGCAGGAGUCUGCGUGGCGGCGCAGAAGGUGCUGCUGGACAUGCGUGAUGGAGUCAAACACGAAGUCAUGAGUCGACAUAAACGAGACUUGAGGGGCGCGGUGUCGCUCCUGCCUCUGGAGGGCGUCUCCUGGUUCCUGGCGGUGGUGGCGCUGGAGGACCACCAGAGCCUCGCCCUCGACUGCGCAGCUGCGCUCGUCAGCGCCGCCCUGGGAUGGCUGGUGCUCUAUUUCCACGGGUGGUCGUGGCGAUGUCAUGGUCUGUGCUGGCUGCGUCGACACAUGGUCAUCUCCCGCACCGUCGACGACCUCUCCUUGCCCCUCACAGCCCGCUACGACCACGACCUCGUCCACCAGCCGCUCCUGCAGCCCUAUCACCCCGCCACCGCCCACCCCACCACCGCUAACACAGUCACCGUCGCUCCGCCCACCACCCCACAGCACCCCGCCCUUCCGGAAGAGUUCCCUCUCCAACCUCUCUUCCCACAGACCGAUCGACGGGAAGCUUACUGAGCGACCCUGAGGCUUCCGCGUCGACUCGCAGCUAGCGGAGGCUUCGACCAUACUGCUGCCGGAAUGUGUUUAUAAGCUUUAAUACGACGAUAGUCAACCUAGUCUCCUCACGCUCACCGAAGAAUCACUAUUGCACUCUUUAAGGUCGCAAGUCAAGGAUUCAUUCGUAUUUUCAUAAUCACCUUAGUCACUGACUCGAAGGUGGCACUAAUUAAAUUCAUAAGACGUUAAACAAAGGAUUCUCUAUGCUACGAUCUACCACCUAAUAAUGGCUACAGCAAGCUAUGUAAUGUAGCUUAAGAUUGUUACAGUGUGCCAGAGCAUCACUGGGUUCUCUGGAAUACAGUGACGCCAAUACAGCAGACUACAGUAUGGCACUAUAGCUAUGAACUACAUACUGGCAGAAACCAAGUAUAAUGCUACUUUACACUACCCACAAUGGAAGAAUGUAAACUAAUACUGCCUUAACUAUUAGGUUGGUACAACGUACAAUAUGGUACUAACCUAAGGCUGUUAUCUGAACGUUUCCAGUGAUGUCGAUAAUUAGAACAUAGUACCAAACGUUUUUGGUACUGUCAGGGCUAAGCAAACUCUAUAGACCAAAAGCCAUACUGUAUACGAUAUCAAGCCCAGACUGCUACAUAAAUAAUAUGAUAUCAAGGCCAGACUGUUAGAGAGAGACGAUAUCCGACUCGCCCGUCUGUCAGCACAACACCACAAACAUAAAGUCAUUCCAUAAAUCAUGUAUACAAGAUGCCAUCUAUAGAUAACAAAGAUAACAAGUGAUAUUGAUACACGAGAGGAGACUGAGCUCUGUGAUCUCAGUCUACAAUGGCAUAGAGACUGAAGAAGAGAUCAAGAGAUGCAUCUGGCACAAUUACCACUAUCCAUCAGAUGAUUGCAAUGUUCCCACUAACUCCUCAGUGCUAAGGAAGUACUACUGCUCAAUGAUCAAUAUCUACAAAGCGCCAAUGGCGUGUUAAUUCCAAAGUGACACUGAUUUAUUUUCAUGUGAGUGCCAACUCUCUGAAAGAUGGCACCCCGGACUCUAAUUAAAAUUCAUAGAGAAAUAGUUGGUUAAAAUGUCAGACAAUUAAUAAAGUUAUCGACUAGCUUCGUUCUUCGAAGCAAAUGUUUCGAGUUUGUGGUGUUGAAGCAGAUGUCUCGCAGUUGGAGUUUCGAAACUCUGAUUUAAAAAAAACUAAUGACCAAGUAAUUUACAAAGUUAAGAACUUUCAAAGCAAAGGUCUCAAAGCUAUGAACUCAAAACUAAUGUCUCGUAAACUCAAGUUUGGAGGCUAAAGCAAAAAGUCUCAAAGCUAUGAACUCAAAACUAAUGUCUCGUAAGCUCAAGUUUGGAGGCUAAAGCAAAAAGUCUCAAAGCUAUGAACUCAAAACUCAUGUCUCGUAAACUCAAGUUUGGAGGCUAAAGCAAAAAGUCUCAAAGCUAUGAACUCAAAACUAAUGUCUCUUAAACUCAAGUUUGGAGGCUAAAGCAAAAAGUCUCAAAGCUAUGAACUCAAAACUAAUGUCUCGUAAGCUCAAGUUUGGAGACUAAUAUCUGCAAAUGCUUUAAGGUUCCAGCGUGGAAGAUGGCGUACAAUCAAUCAUACAAGAUGGCGCUCUAUCAUCAGUAUGUUACAAGGUGACAAAAAAAAUAAUCAUUCACAGAAACUUUCUAUAAAUAAACUUACAAAAAUAGGAUCAAAUCGUUAGCCUCACCAACAGUGAGAAAAUUAAGUCGGUUUUUGAACGUACUUAGUAUUCGUGUCAUACUUUUUCUAUAUGAUAUAUUUGUAUAUACUGUGCUAUAAUUAUUUUGGUGUAUAGUUACAUAUACAAGAUUAGCGUAUGUGUGAAACUCUAUUAAAUAAUCGAUUAUUAAUGGUUAUCUUGUUCGCGUGAGGUAGUUCUUAAUAUAUUUGAUAGAAAGCCAUCGUAUAGUGUGUGUGUGUGUGUGUGUGUGUGUGUGUGUGUGUG
This is a messenger RNA of Procambarus clarkii (red swamp crayfish), 2567 nucleotides long. Lineage: Eukaryota; Metazoa; Arthropoda; Malacostraca; Decapoda; Cambaridae. The record is from RefSeq and is a predicted model, not a curated record.